Messenger RNA from Didymodactylos carnosus, 333 nucleotides. Lineage: Eukaryota; Metazoa; Rotifera; Eurotatoria; Philodinida; Philodinidae. The record is from the annotation of a GenBank genome assembly.
AUGUCGGGUCGCACAUCGUCACACGAUGAAGAUCUAUUAUUGCAAGAUUUUAGCCGAAAUGUAACAACAAAAUCGUGGGCUUUAUUUUUUGGUAAUGCUGCGAUUGUUUCAGCUAUACCAUUAUCAGUGAGCACGUUUUUUUUAAAUAAAGCAUAUAGCAAUAUGAAAUUUAUUUUAAAACAUAAAAUUGCACAAAAACGUGAAGAUGCUAUCGGCCGUGAAAUAAAUCGAUUGUUUGCCAUUGAUAAAAAUGCCAGUAAAAAAGAGAAAGAUGAUCGAAAUUUUGCGCCAACAAUGUAUCCUUUUGUAUUUGAAAAUGAUGAAAAAGACUGA